This is a messenger RNA of Fonsecaea nubica, 1653 nucleotides long. RefSeq lists its product as hypothetical. Gene Ontology annotation, molecular function: transmembrane transporter activity. The record is from RefSeq and is a predicted model, not a curated record. Lineage: Eukaryota; Fungi; Ascomycota; Eurotiomycetes; Chaetothyriales; Herpotrichiellaceae. Gene Ontology annotation, biological process: transmembrane transport. Bases 1 to 1653 code for a protein of 550 amino acids. The transcript has 4 exons.
AUGGCAGACGAGCCAAGUUCACCCAAGGACGUUCCCCAGGUCAUGGCCACCGAAGCUCCCAAGGCCGAGACUUCAGCACCACCUUCCGUCUCUAGUGGGGAGAACAACAAUGAGAAGGCCGCAGCUCACACGGCCACCACGGUCGACCUCGACCGUGUUGGUGAGACGGAUGGCUACGUGCUCGAUGAAGCUCGCAUUCGCGAAAAGCUGGGACUUGCGCCCGAUGUUCCCCUCAAGAAAUCGAGCGACGGCAAGGUCUUGAUUCCCCAGCCCACCGCGGACCCUGAAGACCCGUUAAAUUGGUCGAGCUGGAAAAAAGCAGCCAUCUUGGUGGUGAUUGCGGUCAACGCUGCAACUUCGGAUUACUCUGCCGCCACCGGCGCAAGUGCUCUCAUUCCCCAGGCGACGCAAUGGCGCAUAGAUCCCAAUGAAGUCAACCAUGCCACAGCUGGUAACACAUUCAUGCUGGGCGUCGGCGGUAUUCUGACUGUCUGGCUGUCUGCCUGGAUUGGUCGCCUUCCCGUCCUCUUCUGGUUUGGAUGUCUGUCUGCCGGUACCGCUGCCUGGUCUGCCGCUGCCAAGUCCUUCGAAUCAUACAUGGCGUCCCGUAUCUUGAACGGCAUGUUUGCUGUUGCAGGCGCAGGUGGUGGUCUGAUGUGGAUCAAGGACGUCUGGUUCUUCCACGAGCAUGCCAGAAAGAUCAAUAUCUGGAGUACUGCCAUUAUCUUGUCCCCCUUCCUAGGUCCGCAGUUCAUGGCCGCCAUCCUCAGUGUGAGCACAUGGAGGACAGGAAUGUGGUUAAACUUCGGCAUCAUCACAUUGGGAUUGGCUUUGACGGUUAUUCUUGGGGACGAGACAUUCUACCCAAGACAUCUGAUGCCAGAUCGAGUCCCCAAGCGCAAGAAUCGUCUUCUCCGAGUCGUCGGUGUUGAACAGUACAAGACCAAGUACACCACCAACACUUUCCUGGAAGCUGGAAGCCGAUUAGGAUACACAGUGCUCAAGCUGCCGGUGUUCCUGACUUGCCUCUUCUACUUCUUUGACUUCCCAUGGACGAUUGGAAACAAUACCACCAUCUCCGUCUUCAUCAUUCCUGCGUAUAACUUUGACUUCCGUAACCUCGCGGCCGUCUACACGGCUCCCGUCGUCGGCGCGAUCCUGGGACUUGUCAUUGGUCACUUCAUGUUCGAUUUCAUUGCCAAACUGUGGGCGAAGCGCCACAACGGAAUCAUCGCACCCGAAAACAGACUGGUCAUCUUGUGGCUCGUGCUGCCGUUCAAGCUCAUCGGCUACAACCUGAUCGGCACGACCUUGCAUCAUGCUCCCGCCUGGUCUUACUGGGUUCUGGUGGUGGGGUGGGGAAUGCACAACUUCGCCACAAUUGUCACCACCUCGGCGGUGGGCGCGUACUUGCUGGACGCGUACCCGGAGGCAGCUGGUGAAUGUGCGGCCUUGCUCAACUUUGCUCGAACACUGGGUGGAUUCAUCAUCGGAUAUAUCCAGAUCAACUGGGCCACCAAAGCUGGUACACAGACAGAAUAUGGCAUCCAAAGUGGUAUCAUGGGCGCCGCAUUCUUCGUGGUCGUGUUCCUGCAAUUCUUCGGAGCCAAAUUGAGGCACGCACAAGGACCGUUGAACUUCAAGACUUACUAG